Pseudomassariella vexata is the source of this 804-nucleotide messenger RNA. RefSeq lists its product as uncharacterized. The transcript has a single exon. NCBI's taxonomy places the organism in Eukaryota, Fungi, Ascomycota, Sordariomycetes, Amphisphaeriales, Pseudomassariaceae. The record is from RefSeq and is a predicted model, not a curated record. Bases 258 to 725 code for a protein of 155 amino acids.
GCCAACCGCGAGCGAGAGAUGAAUGAUGCCGGCCUGGCCAAGGGCAUGUGUUUCUCCCAUCGCAACGUCAAGAAGAACUUCAUCGACUACGUCAUGGUUCCGCUGGUCGCGCCGUUGUAUGGAUCGUUCCCCGGCGCACAUGCUCAGAUCUCCCAUUUCUGGACGUUAGAUUUGGUAUAUACCGUCAGCAAAAAGGUGACGAGGCAAAGAGCGAAGUCAUUAUCAGCAGAUACGAUGGCAUAGAAGCCUGCAGUUGUAUGAAAUUUUGUGUAUCCUUCGUAUGGACCGACUUCUGGCAGAAGGCCGGAUCCGACUCCUUUUGUUCGAUUCUCCGCAAACCGUUUGAAGACCGACAGGCAACUCUAUUCGACUUUUUUGAGAACAGCUCCGAGAAGCGUUUGUACAUAGAGGACUUGACGUUGAUAUGCAUGGCAUGGCAUCGGCAUUGGCAUUCUAGAUACCGGGGUAAACUUGUCUGGGCCCAACGGAGUUCUCGGAGCAAUUGCAGGAAAAGACAUGAUGACUUCUUUCCUGCCGGCACUCGUUUAAGCGGCAAAGAUGGGGCAGGGUCGACGCGAAAUGGGCCAGAGGGGGCCAGAGGGGGCAGAGCAACGUCGGCUUUGACGAACAGAAUUCGAAAGACCUGUUUGUCCGGCUGGGGGCAAGGGCUAGCCCGGCGGGGACAGAGAGGCGGGUUUACGAUCGAAACGACAAAACCCAGCUAAUAACGCAACCUAGCCCGAUAAUAUCUAAUACUGUACAUAGAGACGAUGAGAGACACUCGAGAUGGGGCUGGAGAUGAAG